AUGAUAUUCAAGUUCAACAACCAAUUUUUUGAUACUGUCUUAGCUCUCAGCUCUGGUAUUCGAUCUUCCCUGGGAAAGCCUGAACGCACCCCUCAACAGUACUUGAAUCCGUUCUCCCGAACGUGGAGCAAAGAACCAUCACCUGGUUAUCCAAAAUCAUCUGAUGAGCCAGACACGUUGUACCGUUAUAAGUGGUUAUCCUCCACUUCCCGGCGUCCUCGUUCCAUGCUGGGAGAUGAUCUCAAGUCACUUGGAUCCGGAUACUCUGAUUUCGGAAGAGAGAAGAGUCCGAAUUACAGGAUUAAACACAGAGCUCUUAGUCCGGAUUUCAGAACCCUCAGGGAGAAGAGUCCGAAAUACAGUAGCAAACAGAGGCCUCUCAGUCCGGAUUUUAGGACGUCCAGGACGCCAGCGUUGACAGGUGGAUCUGUGUGGUAUCCCAAAACUACUCAGUAUUGCUCAAAUACACAAACAAAGCCAAGAGAUCUCCUGAAAGUUAGGCCGAGCUCAUAUUAUUUGCCACGAUAUUUCACUGGCGAUCACGGACGAGAGUCCGGUGGCUGGAGAGAGAGGUUGUCUCUUCAAAGCUACGCCACUGGAGCUCAACAUCACCAAGUGGUGGAGAGGCAAUGGCACUACCUCUGCGAUGGAGAGGAGGAAGAGGAACUCCCUCCAGGUUUUGCUUAUAUGACGAGCAGGGGGACUUCUGAGGGGGGAGAUGAGGAUAGAAGUGUCGUCUCCAGAACAAGGAGGAUGAAGAUCGAGCGGUUGUCUACUGAAGUGGCAGUUAUAGAUACAGAAACGCAGUUGGAUGUGGAUGAUUUCAAAAAAUGCUUAGCUCGUGAAGAGCGAAAAUUUAAGAAAGGGUUUAUAUCGUCAAGAUACACGUCGUGGGACGAUCCUAUAAGAACUUCGUAUAGCAAGUAUCUCUCUCCUGUGCCCUGGAAAAACAGCAGCAGCAGCAGUUAUGAAUCCAGUCGUUGGCUACGAAGUAGUAAGAGAGAACCCCAUUCUGAAACCGAAUCUAAAAAUUCAGGAAAACUGAACAAGGACUUCAGAAAAUCUCUCUUGAACGUGAAUCUCCCUGAAGCAGACACUAAUACCCUGAAGCAAAGAAAUUUCAGACUAAGCCGAUCCUCAUACACUUCUGAAGAUGGUGAAACUGGAUAUGACAGCCACUCUUCAUGCACUGAUGCAGAUAAAUCCAGUGGUGAAGCUGAAAGUAUUGUUACCGAUUCGCUAGACAGGUCAUAUCUUGAGCUGAUGAGUCCGUCUUGCAAGGACUCCCGGAUAAGUACUCCCUUCGAGUUCGACGACUACCCUCUACCUGAGGCGUUUCGACCCGAAAGUACUUCUGAUUUUGAUUCCUCGGUGGCUUUGGAUGCUUUCCAUCAGGAUGAGUACCAUACUCAUUUAGACAAUGUCGGUACAAAUGACGAAGAAAGAAUACUGGAACACCUUUGUUUCGGUUUCACUUCUCCGAACGAGGGGUCUUCUCAGAGAGAUUCCGGAUUUUCAGAGCUAUAUCCCAACUGCGAUUCACCAAAAGAACUCUACCUGAUCGGGAAUUGCAGGGAUAUAGAUUUUUUGCUAUCCGAUACUGAUUUGGAUGCUGGUGCUUUCGAAACAUUCGAAGACUUUGAGCGUAGGAUCGAACGACAGAAAUCUAACAUUAGAACGAGACAUAUUGAACGUACUAUUAACAGAAGUGAGUUGGAACUAGAUCUAAAUCGGUUCAUUGGCUCUUGUCACGAUAUAGAUGAAAUGCUCGGUUUACCAACUCCACUUAGUCCGGAUGAACAUCCCGCAGCAGCAUUUGAAGAAUACAUAUCGUCUGAUUGGGCCUGA
Molecule: messenger RNA, 1848 nt
Organism: Uloborus diversus
Lineage: Eukaryota; Metazoa; Arthropoda; Arachnida; Araneae; Uloboridae
Exons: 6
Coding region: 1-1848 (615 amino acids)
Source: RefSeq, a predicted model, not a curated record